UCUCCCUGUUCCCUGAGAGGCUAGAGUUUGUCAAUAUGGACGCCCGUUACAAAUGUGUGAAGUGCAAUAACAUGCUACGAAGACCUCUUCAGACCUCGUGUGGUCACAGGAUGUGCGACAUAUGUGUGGACGAACUGUUUGCUGAACACGGAGACACUGCAGACUGCCCGGGACGGGAAGAAGAUUGUGAUCAGUUAAGGAAAAAUGACCCAAAAUCAAUAUUAAAAGAUGCCUGCGUGCGAAGGGAGAUGGGCCAGUUAAAGGUUUUCUGUCCUAAUAAAAAUACAGGAUGUGCCGGCGUUUAUAAGUGGAAAGAUAUUAAAAAACAUGUCGAAAGCUGUGAGUACAGACCACUACUUUGUCCCCUGGGGUGCGGUCACGUGAUUGCACAGAAAGAACUAGAGCAUCACGAGAAGGAACAAUGUCCCAAACGGCCAGUCACGUGCCCUAGCUGUGGAACAAAUGUGUUAUCAGGCGAUUUACAGGAACAUAUAGAGGAACUUUGCCUGGAAGCUUUACUUAGUUGCCCUCACUGUGGAUCCGGAAACAUGAAAAGACUUCAGUUGGAAGAGCACUACAAAACGUGCAGUAAGAUGCCAAGGAGAUGCCCCUUGUACCGACAAGGGUGUGAAUUCACGGGAACCAAAGUUACAAUCAGAAAGCAUGAACAUUCUGCAAUCAAAGAGCAUAUUACAAUCCUUUCGAGGGCGCUUAACACACUUGAUUUCAGUGUUGAACAUUUCGAUAAGAAGUAUCAGAAAGUGAAUAUAGAAAUACAGAAGACAGCCGAAAAACUGAAUAAACUUUCAUUGGAUAAUACUGUCGGAAACUUGGAAGACAAAAUCAAGAAAUCUGAGAAAUUUUUGGCUGGACAGAGCGCAAGAGUGAUGAAACUGGAAGAAACACUUCAGGCGGCCGCCGUAGAAGGCGAUGUUGUACGACAGACUAUAGAGAUUGCCGAUAUCAUGGAGAAGCAGGGAAAUCACGAAAGAAGGAUUCAAAGAUUGGAAAAUUCUAAUGAACAAAUGCAAAAACUCCUUGCUUCCCACGACCUACAAUUAAGACAGCAUGAGGACAGAAUGUCAGAUAUAGCUCUUCGUUUCUGCACUCAGGAGUCAACGUCAUACGAUGGAACCCUUAUUUGGAUAAUCAAAGACUACAUCCGCCUGAAACGAGAUGCUUGUACUUCACGGACUUUAUCUUUGUACAGCCAGCCAUUUUAUAGUAGCAGCCGCGGCUAUAAAAUGUGCGCCAGAGUAUUCUUAAAUGGGGACGGCGUCGGUAAAGGAACUCAUCUUUCCUUAUUUUUUGUCAUCAUGAGAGGCGACUAUGACGUUUUUUUGCAUUGGCCAUUUCAGCAAAAUGUUACUCUUGCCUUAUUGGCGCAAGAUGGGAGUGGGCGCCAUCUAUCGGAAUCAUUUUGCCCGGAAACAGGCAACAGUAGCUUCAAGUUCCCCACUUCUGAUAUGAAUGUUGCCAGCGGAUGCCCCAAGUUUGCCCCACAGAAUUCAGUAGAGUCAGAGACAUAUCUAAAAGAUGACACUAUUUUUAUCAAGGUCGUUGUUGACACCUAUGGAUUGCAAGAACCAUAGGAGUUCUGGGAGUGUUUGU
Molecule: messenger RNA, 1611 nt
Organism: Lingula anatina
Lineage: Eukaryota; Metazoa; Brachiopoda; Lingulata; Lingulida; Lingulidae
Product: TNF receptor-associated factor 3
Biological process (GO): regulation of apoptotic process; signal transduction; regulation of canonical NF-kappaB signal transduction
Cellular component (GO): plasma membrane signaling receptor complex; cytoplasmic side of plasma membrane
Molecular function (GO): tumor necrosis factor receptor binding; zinc ion binding
Source: RefSeq, a predicted model, not a curated record